This is a messenger RNA of Clarias gariepinus (North African catfish), 9530 nucleotides long. It is a transcript of the gene hmcn2, whose product is annotated as hemicentin 2. The record is from RefSeq and is a predicted model, not a curated record. The coding region runs from base 115 to 9288 and encodes 3057 amino acids. NCBI's taxonomy places the organism in Eukaryota, Metazoa, Chordata, Actinopteri, Siluriformes, Clariidae. The transcript is spliced from 60 exons. Gene Ontology annotation, molecular function: calcium ion binding.
AGUGUGUGUCCGGAUGAGCUCUCUGAGGGGUCUCACACACGGUGUUAUUCAGAGCUGUUUGGACCGGAAGUGGACUUCUGAUAAAGUGCUGUUUGGACCGGAAGUGGACUUCUGAUGGAGUUCUGGAUGAGGUUAUUAGCGCUAGCCUUAGCGCUGUUGCAGGCUCGCGCGCAGUUAAACCCUGCGCGCGAGACCGGCGGCUCCUCCCUCGCCUUCGUGUUUGACGUCACGGGGUCCAUGUACGACGACCUGCAGCAGGUGAUGGACGGAGCCUCGCGCAUCCUACAGCGCAUGCUCAGCCGCACGGACACGCCCAUCCGCAACUUCGUGCUCGUGCCCUUCCACGAUCCAGACAUCGGCCCCGUCUCCAUCACCAGCGACCCCAAACAGUUUCAGCACGACCUACAGGAGCUCUUCGUCCAGGGGGGAGGUGACUGUCCUGAGAUGAGUGUUGGAGCGAUACACGCUGCUCUGGAAGUUUCUUUGCCUGGAUCGUUUAUUUACGUUUUCACAGACGCGCGAGCUAAAGACUACAGACGUAAACAGGAAGUGCUGCAGCUGGUGCAGCUACGGCAAUCUCAGGUUGUGUUUGUGUUAACAGGUGAUUGUGGCGAUCGCUCUCAGCCUGGUUACAGAGUGUAUGAGGAGAUCGCAGCCACCAGCUCAGGACAGAUCCUCCACCUGGACAAACAGCAAGUUAAUGAGGUUUUGAAGUGGGUUGAGGAGACGGUCCAGGCCAUGAAGGUCCAUUUGCUCUCCUCAGACCACGAGCUUGGUCAGGAGACACAGUGGGAGUUGCCCUUUGACCCCAGCCUUAAGGAGGUAACCGUGUCUCUGAGUGGUCCAACGCCUCGCAUCGAGCUCAGAGAUCCACUCGGUCGUGUUGUUAGUGAGAGACAGGGACUGAGAGAGCUGCUGAACAUCCCCAACUCUGUCCUGGUGGUGAACCUGAGGAACCCUCGCCCUGGACUCUGGACACUGAAGGUGGUGUGUAGUGGGCGAUACACACUCCGGGUCACCGGGGUCAGUAACCUGGACUUCAGAGCCGGUUUCUCCACUUCAGCUGUGACUGAGUUCAGCAGGACCACGGAACGACCCGUCACAGGUCUUCCUGUACAUGUACUGUUGAAAUGUUCGGGGUUGGUCCCUCCUGGAGUGCUCAGCAGUGUGGUGUUAGUGUCUAAGCGUGGUGAGGAUCUGCUGAACGUUCCACUUCCUGUUCCUGUGGAUGGAGGAGCGGGCGGAGUGUGGAGCGUCCCCGAGAUACAAACUCCGCCUGAAGGAUUCUUCGUGAAGGUCAGGGGCAGAGACGGAGACGGGUACGACUUCCAUAGACUCUCAAGUGUUUUAUACACCAACAUCGUUCCAGUUGUUCCGGUGGUGGAGAUGCCGUCUGUCCUGCGCGGUGUGUUAACCCACAGUGUGUUAAUUGAGUGUAGUGUACAGAGUGACCUUCCGUUCACACUCACCUUCAGGAAGGACGGUGUGAUGCUGGGACACCAGAACAACCACCAGUCUUCCACCAAAGCAUCAUGGGAAAUUCCUGGUGUUUCUGUGGGAGAUGAGGGAGUGUACGAGUGUAUGGCACGGAGCACCGCAGGGGUGGGACGAGCUCUCACACACUUUACCGUCAUAGCGCCCCCUGUGUUAGAUCACAGUGUAUCUAAGGUUAUAGCUGCAGCUGGUGAGUCCGUCACGCUGCCAUGUGUUCUGAUGAACGGAACUCCACUUCCUGAGAUCGCCUGGACCCGUAAUGGACAGAAGGUCCAGAGUGAUGAGCGGAUCUCCGUUAGCAGCGACGGCAGUCUGCACAUGAAGAGAGCUGCCCCAGAGCAUGCUGGGAAAUACCAGUGCACUGCUGUGAAUGAGGCGGGGUCAGAGAACGUAACGGUCACGCUGGAGAUCCACAUUCCUCCUGUGAUCUCGGCUGCUGCUGCUCAUCAUGAAGCCGCUGAAGGAGUUUCUGUUUCUCUGCCGUGUGACACGACAGGAUUCCCCAAACCCUCCAUCACCUGGACCAAGGGUGACGAGCCUGUCUCCUCUCUCCAGCAGCCUGAUGGGAGUUUGUUGAUCAUCAGCACGACUGCAGCAGAUUCUGGACGUUACGUCUGUACAGCGAGCAGUACAGCUGGACAAUCGCACAGAGAGAUCACCCUCACUGUCCACUCAAAGCCCCGUAUCCUCGGAUCAUAUGAGCACGCAGAGGUCAUUAAUAGGACAGUGACGGAGGGGGCAGAGGUCAUCCUGCUGUGUGAGGUUGAGGGAAGCCCCGCCCCCACGGUGUCCUGGAGCCAUAAUGGACAGCUCCUUACACCAAUCACAGCCCGGGUCACGGUUUUGCCAAUGGGCUCUUUGAAGAUAAAAAAUGUUCAGCUGACGGACAGUAACAUUUACACCUGCACUGCAGAGAACCCAGCAGGAGUUACCACACUGACCUACAGUCUACACAUCCGGGUGCCGCCGAGGAUUCUGGGUCAGCAGGAGGAGGCCCUGAGUGCUGUAGAAGGUCACAUGAUCUCUCUCAUGUGUGAUGUACAAACACACCCGGCUUCCGAAAUCGCAUGGACAAGAGACGGGCAGCUGCUGAACCUCGGUUCCCGUGUUCACAUCCUAUCAGGUGGUAAGGUACUGCAGAUUUCUGGCGUGCUGCAGCAGGACGCGGGUCAGUAUGUCUGCACGGCGACCAACUCGGCAGGACAGGCCCAAAAGAGCAUCAUGCUGAAUGUUUAUGCCCCGCCCAUUCUUCUCCCACUGCCCCACACCGGGUCAGAGGUCAUGAGCCCUCAUAUAGGGUCGUCAGUUACACUAAGCUGUGAGGCGCAAGGUAUUCCUGUGCCUGAGGUCACAUGGUACAGAAAUGGCCAGAAGCUGACCUCUGGCAAAUUCAUUCAGCUUAUUGGACAAAAACUGACAAUAAACAGCAUGCAGGUGUCUGAUGAAGGUGUUUAUAUCUGUAAGGUGUUUAAUCCUGCAGGUCAGAUGGAGAGAACGUUUACUUUAACAGCUCACGCGUCUCCUGUAAUUGAAGGGUCAGUUCAUGAGAGCGUCACACACACUCUGGGGUCCCACAUCACUCUGGUGUGUGACGCAAGCGGAGUUCCUGCUUCAGCCGUGCGCUGGCUAAAGGAUGGCUCGACUUUCGGUAGCGAUAGUGUGUUGUCUUUAGGUCCACUGGAACUUUCACACAGCGGUGUUUACACCUGUAUUGCUCACAACAGUGAAGGAGAGAAACACAAAAACUACACACUGACCAUCCAGGUGCCUCCCAACAUCUUGAAUUCAGGUCCCUCUGAUGUUAGUGUUCUGUUGGGGGCGGAGCUGAUAUUGAUAUGUCAUGCAGAGGGCACGCCCACUCCACAGCUCACCUGGAUAAGAAACGGAGUGAAGCUCGACACCACCGAGCAUGUGCACGUCUCCACGGACGGGAGCGCAUUAACGUUAACGCUCCUGAACGUAACAGAAGAAGAUUCUGGAACAUACACGUGUUCAGCCAUCAGUCCUGCUGGACAGGAGAGCAGAACCUACAGUGUGUUUGUGCUGGUUCCUCCCUCUAUACUGAAACACUCCGCCGUCCCGCUGGACGUCCAGGCUGCUCAUGACGGUGUCGUGUCUCUGGAGUGUCGCGCGGUCGGCGUUCCUCCUCCUCAUAUCACCUGGAUGAAAGACGGAAAUCCACUGCAGCUCACACACCGAGUGGACCUGCACUCCACACACACACUCCUCAGGAUCUCUCCAGUGCAACUCUCUGACUCUGGACUCUACACCUGUUUGGCUCGCAGUAAAGCAGGAUUUGCAGAACAGCAGUUCCACCUAAAGGUUUCCGCCCCUGCCGUGGUGGAGCACACCGAGCCAGUGGAGCACAUUGUGAUAGUUCGAGGCUCGGUGGUGACGCUGGUGUGUGAGGCUCAUGGUGUUCCACCUCCAACCCUCACCUGGAUGAAGGACAGUGAGCCGCUUUCUCUGCACCAGAACAUGCUGCUGCAUGAUGCAGGGGAAACUCGCUUCCAGCUGCUAAAUGUUCAACGUGAGGAUGCUGGACUUUACAGCUGCUUUGCAAGGAACCCGGCUGGAACCAGCACCAAGACCUUCAACCUCACUGUGUUAGAGCCUCCCAAGAUAUCUAGCUCUCCGGGAGAGCAGGAGCUGAUGGUGGCGGUAAAUGGUGUUUUGGAGUUGAAGUGUGUUGCUGAUGGAUUUCCUCCACCCACUGUGAGCUGGAUAAAGGACGGACGCCCCCUAGAGGACAGCAGAGGUGUACUACACCAAGAUGGACAGAUUCUCACCAUCAGCAACAUUCAGGUGGAGGAUGCAGGUGUGUACACGUGUCUUGUCAGUAACCCAGCAGGAGAAGAUGGACAGAGUGUCUGGGUCCGCGUUCAGCCUCCUCCCACACUGCUGGGGUCGAGUGAUGUCACAACUGUGUCUGUGCCCUUUAAGGGUCAUGUGACUCUGGAGUGUCGGUCAGACGACGAGCCUCUUCCAGAGAUUCAGUGGAACAGAGACGGCGUUAAACUUCAGUCGGGAGGUCGGAUCCAGAGCCUCGCUGAGGGUCAGUAUUUAGAGAUCGGUGACGUGAGGAUGGAGGACGGAGGACUUUACAGCUGUGUCGUGUCCAACAUGGCUGGCAGCUCGAGCCUGCAGUUCAACAUACAGAUCCUCAUGCCCCCUGUCAUUAGAGAAGGCAGCUCAUUGGUCACUGCACAUGUCAAUCAGAAGGUGGUGCUGCCUUGUGAGGUGGAGGGAGACUCCGCCCCCACGGUCUUCUGGAGGAAAGAUGGAGUCCCAGUUCUCCUUGGCAACAGGUUUGUUUUGCUGCCGGACGGAUCGAUGCGAAUGGAAAAAGUGCAACUCAGUGACGCAGGCCGUUAUUCCUGCAGCGUGUCUAACGGAGCGGGGUCAGACCAGCGCAGCGUGGAGCUCAGAGUCUACGUCGCUCCCUCCAUCAACCCCGGCCCUUAUAACGUAACCAUGACGACAGGCCAGAGGGCUGUUUUAACCUGUGAGAGUUCAGGUGUCCCUGUUCCUCAAGUCAGCUGGAAGAAGAACGGACAAGCACUAAACACACACUCUGGAGCGUACAGGUUGAUGUCUUCAGGGUCUCUCCUCAUCGUUUCUCCGUCUCUGGAGGAUGAAGGAUAUUUCGAGUGCAUAGUGAGCAACAAGGUUGGAGAGGAGCGAAGGGUCAUCGAGGUCACGCUUCAAGUUCCUCCGUCCUUUGAGGAUGAUGUCACCAGUGUGACCGCCAUUAAGGCGGAGUCAGUGGUUUUACCGUGUCACGUCACAGGACGUCCAACACCGUCCAUCAGCUGGAGCAGGGGAGGGACAGCACUGGGCACAAGGAGGGGCAGUUACAGGACACUGCCCACAGGCAUGUUAGAGAUCCUGGCUGUGAAUCCAAUGCAUGCUGGCAGAUACACCUGCAAAGCACAAAACACAGCUGGAGUCGCACAGAAACACAUUAUUCUGUCUGUACACGAGGCUCCUGAGAUCAGAAACCUGCCUAAAGAAGUAACUGUGCUGCUGAAUCAGGAAGUUGUUCUAAACUGUGAUGUUCAUGGAUUCCCUAAACCCUCCGUGACGUGGGUCAAAGAUGGCGUUCCCAUAGCAACAGGUCAGCGUCUGGUGGUUCUGUCUGAUGGAACUCUGAGACUAUCUCAGGUCUCGCUGGGUGACGCAGGAACGUACUCGUGUCGGGCACAAAAUACAGCUGGAACCACAGAGAGCAAAACGCAGCUCAUCCUCCAGGUUCCUCCUGUUAUUUCUAUACCUCGUGAUGAAUACACACUCAGUGUUGGUGAGUCUGUCAGCGUCCCGUGUUCAGCACUCGGUCAGCCGGAGCCCGAGCUGCAGUGGCACAAAUUGGGUGGCGCUGUAAGGGGCGGAGCCGACCUGAUGACGUUCACUAAUGGAACACUGCACGUUAAAAACGCACAACUCAAACAUGCGGGUAUUUACACGUGCACGGCAUUGAGCAGCGCGGGGAGAGCGAGCCGUGACAUCACGCUGAGUGUCUAUGUUCCUCCCAAGAUUCUCGUUGGUGAGUCGGACGUGUCCGUCAUCCAGGGCUUCCAGAGUCUACUGCCGUGUUCAGCUCAAGGAGUUCCAGAACCCAAGAUUCACUGGGAGAAGAACGGAGACGUCAUCCAGAACCUGCGGGGAAAACUUACUGUCCUGAGGUCAGGAGAGCUAAUCAUUGAGAGAACCCAGCCCUCUGAUGCGGGUGUGUUCACGUGUGUGGCCGUGAAUGCAGCAGGUUCUUCACACCACAAAGUCCAGCUGUUUGUUCACAUGAGGCCAGAGUUUAAGGAGUCACCGAGCGACAUGACACUGAGGGUGGGGCAGAACCUGACCCUUAACUGCCACGCCCACUCUACCCCUCCCCCUGUCAUCACCUGGACUGUUAAUAAUAGGCCUUAUACAGGGCUCAGUGUGGAUGAAGUGGGUCGGAGUGUUCUGGUGAUUGUGAAUGUAACAGUGAGAGAUUCUGGAUCGUACGUGUGUACGGCGGAGAACAGAGUCGGCUCGGUCCGAGCGUUAGCCUUCAUCCGCAUCACAGAGCCUCCAGUUCUGAGAGGAGACAGCCAUGUGUCUCAGACUGUAUCUCGUGGUUCUGUGCUUAUGUUGGAUUGUCCUGUUAGAGGAAGUCCAGCUCCAGUGUUGCGCUGGUAUAAAGACGGCCGUCUGCUGCAGGUCACUGAGCAUCUUCACCGUCUCCAUAACGGCUCUCUCAUUCUGUACAGUGUCACGAACAGGGAUUCAGGAGAGUAUCGGUGUGUUGCUGAAAAUGAGGUGGGAGUUAUAGAGAGGACGAUAUCUCUGAAACUACAGGUUGCAGGAGGUUACUCUCACUGGGAGCAGUGGGGGCCCUGCAGUGUCACGUGUGGGCGUGGCCUCCAACAGCGGACUAGACUUUGCAACAACCCAGCACCGACCAAUGGAGGAGCAACAUGUGAGGGUCCAGAUACAGAGUCCAGGCAGUGCCAGACGUCCAUCUGUUCAGGAGACUCUCUUCGCAGGGCUCGUGCCAGUGUGAUCGGGGUGGUAAAUGAUCAUGAGUUUGGUGUUUCCUUCCUUGAGGUGAACAUCAGUGAGAACUCUGAAAGCAGAAACAGCAGACUGGAGGCUCAUAUGGAGAAUGUUCCUCCCAGUGUGGGUCCUUUGCUGAAAGUUCUUGUAUCUGCUUUAACCCCGAUCUACUGGACAGCUGUUUAUGAAUCAGCAGGAACAAAGAAUGGCUUCUCCAUCAGCCAGGGGAAUUUCAGACAGGAAUCCCAACUGGAGUUUCACACGGGAGAGAUCUUAAAGAUAACCCAUGUGGUGAGAGGUGUGGAUGCAGAGGGAGUUUUGCUAGUGGACAUGGUCAUUAAUGGAUUUAUUCCUGCAGUGUUUCUAUCACCGAUUUUCCAUCAGCAGGAUUUUGAUGAGUCGUAUGUACAGGUCGGCUCAGGUCAGCUUUACUCCUGGUCUACCCAGAAUUCUUUUCAGCGGGUUGUUGGCUCGGUACUGACUCUACGCUGCAAUCACUCGCUGGUGUUUGAUGGACCUUUAAAACGCUUCGGUCCUCUGCUGCAGCAAAUUCGACUGUCAGAUAUCAGGAGCUCCUACAACAUGUUCAACUUGAGGCUGGACUUUCAGAUCACAGCCACGUUGUCACUGCCAGAUGGAGAUGGAGAGACAUGUCCACAGGGAUUCCUGCUGGAUGAAGCUUCUUACUGCACCGAUGAGGAUGAGUGUGUAUCCGAUUCUUUGUGUUCUCACUCCUGCAUUAACAUCAUGGGGAGUUUCAGCUGCAGCUGUCCAUCAGGAUUCAACAUCAACACAGAGAGUAACAGCUGCCAAGAUAUAGAUGAGUGUGUGGACCUAUCUCACACGUGUCUCUAUAACGAGUUGUGUGUGAACACAGUUGGAAAAUAUCGGUGUGAGGUGAGGUGUGGGCCAGGAUUCAGACCCAGAACCGCCGGUACUGAGAACAUAAGCAGAACAGAUGGCUGUGAAGAUGUGGAUGAGUGUGUGGAGUCGUCUGUGUCUCCCUGCCAGCAUCAGUGCUAUAACACACUCGGCUCAUUCCGCUGCAGCUGCCUGCCUGGAUACCAGCUGGUGGGACAUCGCUGCUUUGAUAUAAAUGAGUGUUUGAGGAGUGUAUGUCCAUCUCACCAACAAUGCAAGAACACAGAUGGAGGGUAUCAGUGUUUUGACAGCUGUCCAUCAGGAAUGACUCAGGCUGAGAGCGGUGUGUGUGUGGAUGUAGACGAGUGUAAAGACGGCAGUCACAUGUGUCGCUACAGCCAAACCUGCCAAAACACACUCGGUGGAUAUGUGUGUGUGUGUCCAAGAGGCUACCGCUCUCAGGGUGUGGGCAAACCGUGUGUAGAUGUUGAUGAGUGUGCACAGUCUCCAAGUCCGUGUGGGUAUCAGUGCCGAAACGUACCUGGUAGUUUCCGGUGUUUGUGUCCCCCGGGGACUGUCCUGCUGGUGGACGGCCGCUCGUGUGCUGGACUCGAGAGAGGAAGUGUGUUUAGUAAUCGAACUUGGGUUCGAGCGGGACUUCAGCCCCAGUUGGUGUCCACAAGAGGUCAAACACUAACACUGCUACAGAACACACAGCAGGGGGCACCGUGGAGCAACUUACACACCUGCCCUCCUGGUUAUACAAGCAAAGCCGGUAGCUGUGUGGACAUUGAUGAGUGUGUGAUCAGAAAGCCAUGCCAACACAAGUGUCAGAACUCAGUGGGAAGUUUUCAGUGUUUUUGCCCUUCAGGGUAUCAGCUGAUGUCCAACGGUCAAACAUGCAGAGAUAUUGAUGAAUGCCUUGAGCACAGUGUGCAGUGUGGACCAAACCAAAUGUGCUUUAACACGAGGGGGAGUUAUCAGUGUUUGGACACUCCAUGUCCUGGCAGCUAUCACAGAGGAGGUCCAGGACUGUGUUACAAGCCAUGUUCUCAUGGGUGUGCUGCAGGAUCGUCUCUCCUCCUUCAGUAUAAACUCAUCACACUUCCUCUGGGAAUUCCAGCUCAACACAACGUCAUCCGACUGUCAGCAUUUUCCGAGUCUGGUGUUCUUCAGGAGAGAACAUUAUUCACCAUCCUCGAACAAAAUGGAGAGAUUACAGAACAGCUGUUUGGGAUUAAGGACGAGGCUGGAAGAGGAAUCAUCUUCACCACUCGCCCUUUAAAUCAGUCUGGUCUAGUGAAGCUGAAGGUCCAAGCAACCACACUCAACCAGCAAGGACAAAUCACCUACCAGAGUUUAUUCAUUAUCUACAUCUCAAUUUCUGCUUAUCCAUUCUGAUCCCUCUAUCUCCAGUUAUUCACACGUAUCCCUCCACCUCCACUCGUCCACACUGGUCCAUCAUUAGUUAGCGUUUUAUGUUACCAAAACUGAUUUCAUUAAAAAAAAUAUAUUCUUUAUUGGUUGAAUAUUUUUCUGAUUCUUUGUUAUUAUAAGAUUGUUUGUCGGAAUUACAAUAGAUGUUUAAAUGUUCACCUCUCAGUGCUCUGUGAUGUUUUUCAGUGUGUAUUAAUGUGUGUAUG